Parastagonospora nodorum SN15 is the source of this 1047-nucleotide messenger RNA. RefSeq lists its product as hypothetical. The transcript has 6 exons. The record is from RefSeq and is a predicted model, not a curated record. Lineage: Eukaryota; Fungi; Ascomycota; Dothideomycetes; Pleosporales; Phaeosphaeriaceae. Bases 1 to 1047 code for a protein of 348 amino acids.
AUGUCCACUCUCCCAACUAUAGAAGACAUCAUAAAAUGGCCGGCACCCAACUACGUGAACCCCGAAACGCGUCGCCCGCUCGUAUUCGGUGUUGAGAUACCCUUGACGAUUCUGACCAUUGUAUUUACGGCCGGUCGAUUUUACAGCAGGACUAUCAUUGUGAGGGCGCUGGGAUGGGAUGACUGGUUUAUGCUCGCCGCCACGAUAAUAUCUACCGCGACAAAUAUCAUGAUAUGCAUCUCAACGCUUCCAGCAUAUCAGACAGGAUACCAUCUCUACGACUUGAGGCCUGAGAUCCUGGUCAAUCCCUAUCAAUCAGCUCAGAUGGCCAUGGCCUGUAUAUUUCCGAGCAGGUCGAAUAAGUGGUUUUGCUAUAUUCUCAUGGUAUACGAGGUCGGCUGGGGAAUCGCAGCAUUCUUCGCCACGCUAUUUCAGUGCAGUCCAAUUCAAAGCUAUUGGCUUAUCCAGUCCCCGGUCCGCAACUGCGGCAGCACGCCCGCGCUAUAUUACAGUACCUCUAGCCUAAAUAUCUUCACCGACUUCCUCAUCUUUCUGUGGCCUGCGAAAGACCUCGCAUCUGUCCAGAUCUCGGUCCGCCAACGCAUUACCUUGAUCACCAUGUUCUGUCUAGGCGUCAUCAUCUGUAUCGCUGGACUGCUACGCGUGUGGUAUGUUUCCAUAUACCUAAAAUCUUGGGACUUCCUCUGUUGCAAACCCCUUUUCACAAGGCUUUUCCCUUCCAUCUUUUCGCACUCAGCCAACUCGAAUUCGUAUUCGCGCUCUCGUAAUAAAACGCCGCAGCAUCCACCCAACAAAAGUGUCGACGGUCAAUCCUUCCCCUUCCAGAUCGUGAAGGAGGAAGGCUUUGAGGUCCGGUAUGGAAACAAUGACGACUUUGAUAGUCGCGGAAAUUCUAGUAAGAUGGGCACAAGCUCGACGACGACGGGGAAGCUGAGCAAGAGCAUCGACGAUGACGGCGCAAGUGAUGAUAGUAGAGAGUGGAUCAUGAUGCAGAAUAAUCCAGUCUCUAAAGUUAGUCCAGUGUAA